Molecule: messenger RNA, 660 nt
Organism: Magallana angulata
Lineage: Eukaryota; Metazoa; Mollusca; Bivalvia; Ostreida; Ostreidae
Exons: 3
Coding region: 66-503 (145 amino acids)
Source: RefSeq, a predicted model, not a curated record
CCUUGGCCUUCCAUUUCUAAACAGUAUAAAAAGGAGAAGGAUUCUGUUGCCCUAGUCUUGCAGAGAUGAACGCUGUGGUUGGACUUUUACUCGUUUUCUGUAGCUUCUUGCUGCUGGAUUCCUCCCAUCAGGAGGAUUUACAAUUGUUCAAUGGAGCAAGAAACAAACGUGCAGUAGCCAUAGGGGAUCCACUGAACACUGAAACAACAACCACCGAGGCCCCGGAACCACCCGAGCCUACAGAUCCACCCAGGACAUCAUGGCGAAGGAGAAACCGGGUGGGUGGAGCGAGGAACUCAACCACAGGAAGCAGGAUAUCUAGAAGAAGAAACCGAGUGGGAGGGGCCAGAAACUCCACCACAGGAGGGUCAAGACGAAGGUCAAGGACAAACAGGAUUCGGUCGUCUGGAAAUUCAACAGUAGCAGGGUCUAGGGCGAGCAGGAGAAAUAGAAGAAAGAAUAAAAGAUUACAGCAACAAUCUACGACAACCGAAGCGCCUUGAAAGGAAUCAUCUGAAAAAAAAAAACUAGAAGAAAGUGACAUUAAGAGAAAGUCAAUGUGGAAAAAUAAAAAAAGUAGCCGGUUUUGUAAUGUUAUCCAAAGAUGUGCUUUUUGACAAGAUCAUGUGAUGGUUUAAUAGAGCAUUAAUAAAAAGUUAA